AUGUUAAAAUUAAAUAGAUUAUUUAAUUCUUAUUUUUGUAGACAAUCUAAUAGAAGAGCUUUAACUUUUUGUUUUGUUAAAUUAUCUAGUUAUAAUAGAAAUUCGUCUGCUUUUGAGAUAAUUGAAUCUAGUAAUAAAUUUGUAGAUCAUCAAGCAAAUUUUGAUAUAAAAAAUAAAGGGGAAGCUGAUUUGUUUCAAGAAGAAUUACAGCUUGGAGAAAACAAUAUUAUUCAAAUUUCAUUAAUACAAGGGAAAUCUGGCAAAAGAACAAUUAGUUUUGCAAGAAUGUUUAAAACAGAAAAUUCUGAGUGGAAAUAUUUACGUUUACCUAAUUUAUUGAUGCCAACAGAUGCUUAUAAAUUUGUUAGAGCUUUGGAUAGAAUUAUUAUUGCCUGUAAUGGGGAAAAGGUUUUUGAUGAAUUUAAUUUAAACAAAAAAUUAGCGUUUGAAGAAAUAAUUACUGAUUUUUAUGAUAUUUCUCUUAUUUUAUUUCGAAAUGAGAAAGGCCAACUUGGAUUUAAAUUAAUUAAAAAAUUAAAGUCAGAAAAUAAAAUAAAUUCAAUUUUUAUUCCAAUUAAUUCUUUACUUUGGAUUCGAAAAAUAUUUGUUAAAAUACUUGAAGAAUUUGAUGGAAGUGAAAAAUUAAAAGAAUUAAGUGUUGAUUUAAAGAACUUUGAAUCUAAUGAAUUUAUAGAACAAAUAGAUGUUGUAAAUCCAAAAGGAGGGAUAACUUUGGCUUCAGAUGAAUUGAAACUUGGGGAAAAUAAUAAAAUAAAAAUUGAAUUAAGAGAAGGGGUGUCGGGCAACAGAACUAUUCAAAUAAUGAAUAUUUAUAGAUUACAAGAUGAUGUUAACAAUAAAUGGAGAUAUUUAUAUUUACCUAAAUUGUUAUUGCCAGAUGCUUUUAAUUUUGUUAAAGCUUUAGAUAAAAUUAUUAUUGCUUGUGAUGGGGAACGGGUUUUUGAUCUUUCAAAUACAAACAAAAAAUUAGCUUUUGAAGAAAUAAAUGCAAAUAUUUAUGAUAUUUCAUUAAAUUUAUUUCGAAAUGAAAGAGGAUUUCUUGUAUUUCAAAUUCUACAAAGAAAGAAGACAGAAAAUGGAAAACCUCUUAAAAAAGAACGUUUAACUUCACAAUCUUUACAAAUUAAUUCUUUACUUUGGAUUAGAGAAAUAAUUGCUAAAAUGAUUGAAGAAUUUGAUGGAAGCAAAACUUUAUUAAAAUUACCAGUCAUUAAAUUCCCUUUUAUUGUUUAUCAAGAAAGUUGUUUUGAUUAA
Molecule: messenger RNA, 1275 nt
Organism: Meloidogyne enterolobii
Lineage: Eukaryota; Metazoa; Nematoda; Chromadorea; Rhabditida; Meloidogynidae
Source: the annotation of a GenBank genome assembly